AUUUAAUAUUGAUAAUCAAUUAUUAUUGUGUUAUUCUAAUUAAUCUCUAAGUGACAUUUUAAACGCCUAUACUAACAAUUAUUUAAAACGAAAAUGAACAUUUUAAUGAAAGUAUGCUUAAUAAGUUUAGUGGCAAUAGGCAUAAAUGGCAAACAGGUCAAGGUCCAAGUGUACUACGAAUCACUAAGCUCUAACAGUAUGUCCUUCAUAGUAAAUCAACUUUAUCCAGCUUUUGCAACCAUUGGAAGUGAAAAGAUCGAUUUGGAACUUGUUCCUUGGGGAUUGGCUACUGAAACAAUCGUGGAUGAAACAAAAACUGUUGUAUGUCAGCACGGAUCUGAGGAAUGUUACGCCAACAAAGUGCACGCAUGUGCUAUUGAUGCAUUUGACGUAAUCGCCAGUACUGGGUUUAUUUCUUGUGCGGAAAGUGCGGUUUUUCCUGCUAACGAUGCUGAUUUAAAAGAGUGUGCCACAAAGGUCGGAAUAUCCUGGUGUGAAAUUGAGGAAUGCGUUAAAACCGGCAGAGGGGAUGAACUACAGUCAGCUAACCAAGAAAAGACUGCACUACUUAACUUGAGUUACGUGCCGACCAUUAUCAUUGACGGGAGUUACUCGGAUGAAAAUCAAAAUGCCGCUGAGAGGGACUUUGAGGGUUUUAUUUGUGGACUUUUGGGAGACUAUGAUGCUUGAAUAAAACAAUAUGUAAAUCUUAAGAAAGCACUUCGAUAUUAUCACGUAAUCUACAAGUGCUCCAUCGAUAAAAAAAAAUAUAUAUAAAUAAAAUGUGCAAAAUCAUCUUUUACAAUAUAAUUGUUUCGGUUUCAA
Anthonomus grandis grandis is the source of this 825-nucleotide messenger RNA. Its product is annotated as GILT-like protein 1. Gene Ontology annotation, molecular function: oxidoreductase activity, acting on a sulfur group of donors, disulfide as acceptor. The transcript has 4 exons. The coding region runs from base 94 to 690 and encodes 198 amino acids. NCBI's taxonomy places the organism in Eukaryota, Metazoa, Arthropoda, Insecta, Coleoptera, Curculionidae. The record is from RefSeq and is a predicted model, not a curated record.